ACUUGAGCGCAUGCGGAUUUCUUUCCUGUCCGAGUGAUCCGAAGAAACGCAACGCUCCUCGUGCGCGGAGCACGAGAUCAGCAAACAUGGUGCUUUUACACGUGUUGUUCGAGCAUGCGGCUGGAUAUGCGUUGUUGGCUGUUAAAGAAGUGGAGGAGAUCGGCAUGCUUCUACCUCAGGUGGAGGAAAGUGUCCUAAAUGUUGGGAAGUUCAGUAGCGUGGUCAAACUGAGUGCAUUCUUCCCCUUUAAAUCCGCCCAGGGUGCAUUGGAAAACAUCAAUGCCGUUUCCGAAGGAGUUGUCCAUGCAGAUCUUAAGCUGUUUUUGGAGACCAACCUUCCGUCCGGAGGUAAAAAGAAGCCCAUGUUGGGGGUGUCCGAUGCUAAGCUUGGAGCAACACUUCAGGAAGAACUCAAUCUGUCCAUUCAGACUGGAGGCGUGGUAGCUGAAAUCAUAAGAGGUGUGCGUCUGCACUUCCAUUCACUGGUCAAGGGUCUUACGGCUCAAGCAGCGUCUAAAGCUCAGUUGGGUUUGGGUCACAGCUACUCCAGAGCCAAAGUAAAGUUCAAUGUCAACAGGGCAGACAACAUGAUCAUCCAGUCUAUCGCCCUCCUGGACCAGCUGGACAAAGACAUCAACACCUUCUCCAUGCGUGUGCGUGAAUGGUACGGUUACCACUUUCCAGAGCUCAUAAAGAUAGUGAGUGAUAACAGUACAUACUGUAAACUGGCCAAGCUGAUUGGGAACAGGAAGGAACUGUCUGAAGAAAUGCUGGAAGCCAUGGAGGAGAUAACAAUGGACAGUGCCAAAGCUCAGGCCAUCCUUGACGCGUCCCGCAGUUCUAUGGGUAUGGAUAUCUCUCCUAUUGACCUGAUCAAUAUUGAGAGCUUCUCCAGUCGCGUGGUGUCCCUCACAGACUACAGACAGGAACUGCAAGAAUACCUGAGGUCAAAAAUGGGCCAGGUGGCACCAAAUCUUGCUGCUCUCAUUGGUGAAGUGGUUGGUGCUCGUCUGAUCUCUCACGCCGGCAGUCUGACAAACCUGGCCAAAUAUCCGGCGUCCACUGUGCAGAUCCUGGGUGCAGAGAAGGCCCUGUUCAGGGCAUUGAAGACCAGAGGAAACACACCCAAGUACGGUCUGAUUUUCCACUCUACAUUCAUCGGGCGCGCAGCUGCCAAAAACAAGGGACGUAUCUCGCGUUACUUGGCCAACAAGUGUACCAUCGCAUCCCGCAUUGACUGCUUUUCUGAGGUUCCCACAAGUGUGUUUGGUGAUAAGCUUCGUGACCAGGUAGAAGAACGUCUGGCCUUCUAUGAGACUGGAGAGGCUCCACGAAAGAAUCUGGAUGUCAUGAAAGAAGCUGUUGCACAGGCUUCUGAGGUGACUGCUGAAAUAAAGCGGAAGCUUGAGAAGAAAGAAAAGAAGAAAAAGAAGCGGCAGAAGAAACUAGAAGCUCUUUCCACUGCAGAAGGAGAUGAUGAAGCCAAUGGCGAUGUCGAGGAAAAUGGAGUCGCCACAAAGAAGAAAAAGAAAAAGCAGGCCGCACAAGAGGUGGAGGUAAAAGAGGAUGAGGAGGUCACAACAAACGGUGUUGAAGCGACGCCUUCUAAGAAGAAAAAGAAGAGGAAGAUCGAGGCUGUGGAGGCCGAGCCUGAAGUCCAGGAGGACGCGGCUGAGGCUCAGGUGGAGAAGAAAAAGAAAAAAAAGAAAAAGAAAGCCCAGGAGGAUGAAUAAACUCCUGUAUGGACUUCAGUAUUGUACAGCUUUAAUUUUUAGUUUUGAGCGUUGGACUCUCAUGGUCAAGCGUUUUAAUGUUUUUGAGCCGAGCGUUGAGCUGUCACGUGUUUGUUUCUUUUAUACAAACUUGCUUUAUAUCCUGUCAUCUUUCUUCAAAGCACCUUUCUGAAAUGGACAGUUCAUUUAUGUGCCUUUCUGAAAAUGACUGACUGCUCUUUGAUUAUCAGUUGAAUCUCAUUUCAAACGCCGCCAUGCUUCUGAUCGAUGAAAUGGUUUGAGUUAUACAUGGUAUUGUCUCUGAUUGUGAAGCGGAUUGUAGUCACGCAUAUUUUUGUACUUUUAAAUGCCGAAUUUGAAAUUUGCCAAGAUGGUGAAUGUGAACAGAUACUGUGCAUGUGUACGCCAGCUAUUAUACACAUCAAUGAUUGACCUUUCAAUAAAUUAAUAAUCGACUCUGUAACCUAAA
Molecule: messenger RNA, 2202 nt
Organism: Danio aesculapii
Lineage: Eukaryota; Metazoa; Chordata; Actinopteri; Cypriniformes; Danionidae
Gene: nop56
Product: NOP56 ribonucleoprotein homolog
Exons: 12
Coding region: 87-1733 (548 amino acids)
Cellular component (GO): box C/D methylation guide snoRNP complex; small-subunit processome
Molecular function (GO): snoRNA binding
Source: RefSeq, a predicted model, not a curated record